Molecule: messenger RNA, 1140 nt
Organism: Puma concolor (puma)
Lineage: Eukaryota; Metazoa; Chordata; Mammalia; Carnivora; Felidae
Source: RefSeq, a predicted model, not a curated record
AUGACGUCGGUGGCCAAGGUGUACUACAGUCAGACCACUCAGACGGAGAGCCGGCCCCUCGUGGGCCCAGGGGUCCGACGGCGGAGGGUCCUGACGAAAGACGGCCGCAGCAACGUCAGAAUGGAGCACAUCGCCGACAAGCGCUUCCUGUACCUCAAGGACCUGUGGACGACCUUCAUCGACAUGCAGUGGCGCUACAAGCUUCUGCUCUUCUCCGCGACCUUCGCGGGCACCUGGUUCCUCUUCGGGGUGGUGUGGUACCUGGUGGCCGUGGCCCACGGAGACCUGCUGGAGCUGGGCCCCCCGGCCAACCACACCCCCUGCGUGGUGCAGGUGCACACGCUCACGGGGGCCUUCCUCUUCUCCCUCGAGUCCCAGACCACCAUCGGCUACGGCUUCCGCUACAUCAGCGAGGAGUGCCCGCUGGCCAUCGUGCUGCUGAUCGCCCAGCUGGUGCUCACCACCAUCCUGGAAAUCUUCAUCACGGGCACCUUCCUGGCGAAGAUCGCGCGGCCCAAGAAGCGGGCCGAGACCAUCCGUUUCAGCCAGCACGCGGUCGUGGCCGCCCACGACGGGAAGCCCUGCCUCAUGAUCCGCGUUGCCAACAUGCGGAAGAGCCUCCUCAUCGGCUGCCAGGUGACGGGCAAACUGCUCCAGACCCACCAGACCAAAGAGGGCGAGAACAUCCGGCUCAACCAGGUCAACGUGACUUUCCAAGUGGACACGGCCUCGGACAGCCCCUUCCUCAUUCUGCCCCUCACGUUCUACCACGUGGUGGAUGAGACCAGUCCCUUGAAAGACCUCCCCCUUCGCAGCGGCGAGGGGGACUUCGAGCUGGUGCUGAUCCUAAGUGGGACGGUGGAAUCCACCAGCGCCACCUGCCAGGUGCGCACCUCCUACCUGCCGGAGGAGAUCCUCUGGGGCUACGAGUUCACGCCCGCCAUCUCGCUGUCAGCCAGCGGCAAAUACAUAGCGGACUUCAGCCUUUUUGACCAGGUUGUGAAGGUGGCCCCUCCCAGCGGCCUCCGCGACAGCGCGGUGCGCUACGGAGACCCGGAGAAGCUCAAGUUGGAGGAGUCCUUAAGGGAGCAAGCGGAGAAGGAGGGUAGUGCCCUAAGUGUGCGUAUCAGCAACGUCUGA